GCCGUCGUCGUCGUCGUGUUUUUUGGAGUUUUGUUGUGAUCUUGCCCGCAGAGUGUGCGAGUUGUUACAUAAAAUCGGCCAAUUUUGGAAGCGGCAUGAAAAAUUAUCAUUAAAAUAACAAUCAACACCAGCGCAAAUGCGUUUCCGUCGUAGCCAAACGCUCAAACAACUGCUGGACCUGUGGCCGGGCAAGAAGUACCUGGGCAUCUAUCGGUUUCUGCCGCUGUUCUUCGGACUCGGUGCUACGCUGGAAUUUUCCAUGAUCCACUGGCGUGUGGGCGAUACCAAUUUCUAUAACACAUUUAAGAAAAGGCAAGCUAAGGACAUCGUCGAGGAGCGAUUGCGACUUCACCAACUGGAACCGAUUCGAGAGGUCAACUAGCAAAAAUGCCGGCGGGUGUUUCGACAAAGGAAUACGUUAAGUUUAUGGCGGCGGCUAUGUUUUCGAUGUUUGCCGGUUCGCAGCUCGUGCACACGUACUACAAUCCGCUAAAGGAUUUAAACUAUUACAUAGAGAAGGAAAUCCAAUCGCAACGGUUACGAGAAGUUCCACAGCCGGACGAAGCGAGAGGUGCCACUGAUCAUGGAAUAAAAAAGUAAUAUGAAAGACUA
This is a messenger RNA of Aedes albopictus (Asian tiger mosquito), 612 nucleotides long. RefSeq names its product small integral membrane protein 4 (gene sloth1). The transcript is spliced from 2 exons. NCBI's taxonomy places the organism in Eukaryota, Metazoa, Arthropoda, Insecta, Diptera, Culicidae. The record is from RefSeq and is a predicted model, not a curated record. The coding region runs from base 137 to 382 and encodes 81 amino acids.